Messenger RNA from Parnassius apollo (apollo), 2097 nucleotides. The record is from the annotation of a GenBank genome assembly. Lineage: Eukaryota; Metazoa; Arthropoda; Insecta; Lepidoptera; Papilionidae.
AUGGUUCGAAAAACAAGCAUCCGAAUGACAGCCAUUAAGGAAUACCCCUUCGAUCUCAGCGAUUUGCAAAAUAAGCAAAACGAUGGAGAUGAAAGCCGCCGACGGCCUGAUCAAUCCAGUCAAGAUCAGCCGCCGCCCGCUUCAGCCCCUGCUUCAUUAGCACCACAAGCGACUCCAAUAGACGGCAAAAGAAAAGUUUCUAUAAUGGCAGACGAAAAAAGCAAAGAUCGAGAGAAUCAACCGUCAGAAAGGAAUGGCCGUGUAUCAGCACAAGCAGAAGGGCCUUCACGCCGAAAAAGCAAUCUACACAAUGCCAUGGCAGCUGAAAUGGACUCAUCUUGGGAAAGACCGGCACACAUUGAAGGGAGGUAUAAAAAAUAUUCAACGACUUCCUCCAUAUACUCCAAGAAAGCGUUGUCUCAUCAAAGCGAACAUAUCGAAAGGUCCUGGUGGUACGCUUGUUGUCAAAAGUGUCAUCAAGAAGAAUCCGGAAUUCCUUCUUGGGAACCCCCACACUGGCAGAAAAUUUGUCCCUAUCCGUUAUGUCCAUCCUACAGACAUUUUGCUCAGACAUUAUCUAUCUUCAUACUUGGUAUUUUGAUAUGGGUGAUAAUAUGGACAGUUAUGGGCGAAACAGCAGCGCCGGGUGGACAAUUAUUCAUGCUAGCUGUUCUCACCAUUGCUUCCUACUUUGGCGGUUGGCUCAUGGUCAAAGUCACCACACUGCCUUCACUUAUUGGAAUGCUUAUAGUAGGGAUUGUAAUGAAGAACGUUGGUUUUGUAAACUUUGAUGAAAACUAUCAACACGUGUGUUCUUACAUAAGAAAAAUCGCUUUAACAAUUAUCUUAACUCGUGCCGGAUUAGAUUUAGAUCCGGUUGCAAUGAAAAAAUUCUUCUUCACGGUGAUAAAGCUGGCUUUAAUUCCAUGGACGUUUGAAUGCGUACUUUGCGCAGUUAUGUCAAACUUACUUCUUGGGCUACCCUGGGAUUGGGCUUUCUUACUGGGAUCUGUAGUAGCAGCGGUGUCUCCGGCUGUUAUUGUGCCGUGCCUGUUCAGAUUGCGAGGCAAGGGCUAUGGUGUAUCGAAAGGUAUUCCAACGCUCGUGCUGGCGGUAUCUGGUAUCGACGAUGCAGCCAGUGUAGCCGUCUUUGGCAUAGUCUCAUCUAUUAUGUUCGCUAGUUCUUCUCUCACAAUGAACCUCAUACAGGGGCCUCUCAGUGCAAUUGGUGGAAUAGCUUUUGGUGUAUUUUGUGGAUAUCUAGUGAAAUACAUUCCGGAACGAAACGAUGCAUUCUUAGUACCAUUGCGUGUUCUCUUGCUCCUCACUGGUGGCUUAAUGUCUGUUUUGGGAUCGGAAGAAAUCGGCUGGGAAGGUGCUGGACCGCUAGCGGUAAUUGCUUUUGCUUUUAUUGCUUGUAAAAAUUGGUCUGAAAUGGGUUGGGAACUCGAGGACAAUCCCGUUGCGACUGCGUUUGAAAUUUUCUGGAUGCUAUUUGAACCUAUGCUGUUCUCUAUUACUGGAGCGCAAGUAGUUAUUAAAGAUUUGGAGCCACAUUUAGUGGUAGUUGGAUGCGGAAUACUAAUAACAUGCGUUGUUCUUCGAGUAAUAGUCACCAGCGUCUGCGCAGUACGUAGCAACUUAAAUAUGAAAGAAAAGGUCUUCGUUGGACUCGCCUGGAUGGCAAAAGCAACCGUGCAGGCUGCAUUAGGUCCAGUAGCCCUAGACGAAGUGCGCAAAAAGGCUACUGAAGGAGAACCUCUUCUAGAACUUCUGAAUUACGCUGAAAUUAUCAUAACUAUUUGCAUUAUGUCCAUCGUGAUUACCGCACCACUGGGAGCUAUUGUCAUCACUGUGACAGGACCUAGACUGCUGUCGAAAACAACCAAGCCGCCUGUCUUGGAAGGUUGGCGGCGAUCACAUCGUCCAUCCAUUCGAGAUAUCUCGAUUAUUGAUGAGGAAGAGGUAGUGGAACGCGAAUGCGAAGUUGAAGCAAAUAAUUCUUCAAAUGAGGGCAGUCCUGUGGGACCAAACGCCAACAGCACCCCAACGCCUGCUCCAGUGCCUAUCACCGUACAACCCAACCAUCGCACAUGA